UUUGGGUGGGGAGUAAAACUACGUCGUUUCAAUAAUGUGUGAGGAGAAUGGGGUGCCGGGCUAUUCUCAGCCCUUGGAUCAAACUCACAGAGGAUCCGCACCAAUCGCAAACACGCAACUUCUUGUUGAGAUGCGUACGCCGCAUCCCCUGCUACGUCACUGUCACUGACAACUGAGAGAGAGAGUGAGAGAGAGCGAGAGAGAGAGAGAGAGCGGGGGCUAGGAAAAAGCAUGAUAGUUGGGGGGAAGUAGGCCGAGAGAGAGAGAGAGAGAGAGAGAGAGAGAGAUGGAGGGGAGUUCGGGGUACAAGGACUACGUGGCAGGUUUGCUCGCCGGAGUUGCCACCGUUAUCACCGGCCACCCGUUCGAUACGGUCAAGGUGAAGUUGCAAAAGCACAAUACUGAAGCCCAUGGGAUGAAGUAUAGAAGUGGUUUGCAUUGCACUGCUAGGAUACUGAAGACUGAAGGAGUGAAGGGACUAUAUCGAGGUGCGACAUCUUCUUUCUUGGGUGUGGCCUUUGAAAGUUCACUUCUCUUUGGCAUUUAUUCCCAAACAAAACAGUCACUGGAGGGAGGACUCCAAAGUGGUAAACCACAGCUCUCUGUAAUAAUUCCUUCUGCAGCAUUUGGUGGAGCAGUCAUCAGCUUUGUGCUAUGUUCAUCAGAGCUGGUAAAGUGUAGGAUGCAAGUUCAAGGGACUGACUCCUUGGUUCCUAAGUCUGGCAGAUAUGAUGGUCCUCUAGAUUGUGCCCUUAAAACUCUUAGAACUGAAGGGGUUACAGGCAUUUUUCGAGGAGGGUUCACAACUUUAUUACGGGAAUCUAUAGGAAAUGCUGUCUUCUUUACCACUUAUGAGCAUGUCCGUUAUUACAUGCACUUAAAGAUGAAGGAUGCUUCUCCCAACCAGAGCAACUUGAUGGAUGUAGGAGUUGGAAUUAUGAGUGGUGGUCUAAGUGGUAUUGCAUUUUGGUCUGCUGUUCUACCUUUGGAUGUAGCGAAAACCAUAAUCCAGACUUCCACAGACAGAGGCUCCACAAGAAAUCCAUUUCGGAUUUUGAAAUCGAUAUACGUGAGGUCAGGACUCAAAGGAUGCUAUACAGGGUUAGGUCCAACUAUUGUGAGGGCGUUUCCUGCUAAUGCAGCUGCAAUUGUCACCUGGGAGCUAGCUGUAAAAAUUAUGGGCAUCAAGCGUGAAUAAAGAGGGUUCUUCGUGGUGCGCAUGCAUUUGGUGGCUGUUGACAAGAACCCUUGGAAUCCUUCUGACAUGGCUUAAACUGCAAUAUUACUAACCUGAGACAAAAGCUGGGAUUGAUUCUUGCCUGACAGACAGUGAACCUGAUCUAAUUCUUACUAUCUUUCAUGGACUCAUGGCCUACAGCUGACCAAUUUUGGAUGCCUGUUUUAUUUUUCUAUUUUUGGAAUCUCUUAGUUGUAGGUCCCCAUUUUUACCUGCUUUUCCACUCAAUGUAUCGUGAUUGAAGAACUGCAAAUUUCUUUGGUUACUGACUUUGCUUAUGAUGUGUUUUUGGGAGUUUGGAGACAAAGAAUUGUGUAGUUGAACCACAUCUCCAGCACUGCUAGUGCUGGACAAGUUUGUUGCAGAGUAGUAUAACUAUAUCUUUCCCAUUGUUAUUACGACACAUCUUAGGAUUACCCAGGGGUUUGUUUC
Messenger RNA from Rhododendron vialii, 1669 nucleotides. Its product is annotated as mitochondrial arginine transporter BAC1. Lineage: Eukaryota; Viridiplantae; Streptophyta; Magnoliopsida; Ericales; Ericaceae. The record is from RefSeq and is a predicted model, not a curated record. Gene Ontology annotation, molecular function: L-ornithine transmembrane transporter activity. Gene Ontology annotation, biological process: mitochondrial L-ornithine transmembrane transport. Bases 287 to 1198 code for a protein of 303 amino acids. The transcript has 8 exons.